ACGUGGCUGGAAGCACGACGCAUGUCACUGGAGAGGGAUCUAGGCUGAUGCGAGAUGAGGAGGAAGUGAACUUCGAACAAAGACACGAACACAGUCACUACUCGAUUUCCUCGGACACAACACUGGCUCAGAAUCCGCAGGAUCCAUUCCACGACGAUGAUGACGAGGAGUUCGGGCAGUGGAAAUGACAGAUACCGUCCAUGCUACAACCCCAUACCCGUUGAAUCAACGUUGGACUGCACAUAUAUGCAAUAUUUUCAUAAUGGCUUCAUACAUUAUACUACCGGAACCCUACAUUCACACGCGUCUAAUACUUGCUUCGCGAAUUUCGUAACAUUGGUUCCGUUGAUCGGGUGUUUGGUUGACCGAAUCAUAUGUAUUUGCUCAAUAACUUGGUAGUUAGUUUGUAGUCUCUUGUAGUUAGCUAACACAAAUUUGCCAACUUCGUCAUCUCCACCAUGGUCGAGUUGAAUGCAGAACAAGAAAAAGACCUCGACGAGCUUGAAGACGAUUAUCAGUCAGACAACGACGACCCUAACGUGUUCAAAGUCAGAGAUGCAUUAACGCCGCCGUCCGCGAUGAGCUACUCUGCGCAAGAUUUACACAGAUACAUACACGAAGGCUUUAUUGACCUCAACCCCAUUUAUCAACGAGACGUUGUUUGGCCAGAGACUAAGCAAAUUGGUCUCAUCGACUCUAUCUUUCGAAACUUCUACAUCCCCCCCGUGAUAUUUGCUGUGACCAAAGAUGAUGAUGGAGAGCCUAUUCGUAUUUGCGUGGAUGGGAAACAAAGGCUCACUUCCAUACAAAAGUUUCUUGACGGCUUGAUACCUCAUCGAGACGUGCGCACAAAGAAGAGCUAUUGGUUCGUUCGUUCCGCGAAGCAGAAGACUACACGCUUAGAAAUACCAGAAGAGUGGAAACGACGGUUUGCAGAAACCAGAAUUACGUGUGUCGAAUAUCAUAAUUUGACUCCCGAAAUCGAGCGCGAAAUCUUCCAGCGGGUGCAGCUUGGUGUACAAUUGACUGCUGCAGAGAAACUUCAAGCGAUUUCGUCGCCGUGGGCUGAUUGGAUCGCGGACCUCGAGCUGCGUCAUGUGAAUGUAGACAAUAAGGGACUGGCCAGUGUCCUCGAGUGGGACACUACACGUGGAAGAGACUUCCAAUGCAUUGCGCAACUAAUAUAUUGCUGUGAUGGCCUCUCAGACCGCCCGCUUCCCACAGCCCAGAAACUAGAAAAAUGGAUGAAGCGGGUGGAUAACCCACCAACAGCGUUCAUGACGCUGAUCAAUAAUGUACUGUCGGAUUUUUGGCACAUCGCAACAUCAUCUGAACUCAACGCCGCUUUCACCGAAGUUGACAAACGCGUUGCGCCUGUUGAAUUUGUAUUCGUUGGCGUCAUCCUUUUCGUUCUUCGGGAUCACACAAUUGAAGAAAGAGCGAAUGCCAUCCUACAUAUGCGUUUACGGAUACGAGAACAAUUCCGCGACGUUCGGAAUAAUGGUCUUGUGGGGAAGGCCAUGUGGAAUUACGUUGAUAGUAUCACUGGUCCUUCUGGGUUGAGAGUGUUGGACGCUCCAAUGAUGGCGAUUGCGUCCACUUCUACGGGCGCGAAGCGGAAGAGGAAAGGUUCGGAUGCCGAUGAUGACUAUCAUCCCUCGCCCAUCAGGAGUCUAGGUUCGAAGGUUAAAACGCGCUCAUCGGCAUCAGGCAGGAAAUGAUUGUCUCGUGGUGUUAUGAAUUCUACAAGAGAGAUUUGGGCUGCACAGUGGCUUACAACAAAUACUAUGGUCGUGCACAUGUCUCCCGUAUCAUAUGUACCAUACUCCCUCAGUAUCAGUCAGAGCUCUGGCG
This is a messenger RNA of Suillus subalutaceus, 1854 nucleotides long. RefSeq lists its product as uncharacterized. The record is from RefSeq and is a predicted model, not a curated record. The coding region runs from base 459 to 1721 and encodes 420 amino acids. NCBI's taxonomy places the organism in Eukaryota, Fungi, Basidiomycota, Agaricomycetes, Boletales, Suillaceae. The transcript is spliced from 9 exons.